AUGGUAUCCACCGUAGUGGGCGAAUCCGGUCGCGUUUAUGUCAAAGGCGAAGUGCUUCAGCGUCAUCAUAAGGACCAUAACCUCAGCAUCUUCAAAGCUGACUCCGAAAAUGAGUCUUUUGUCGUCAAGCAAGUGCCAAGAACAUUUUACAAUCUGUCUCUACGUCUCGUUGCCGAGUUUGCAGGCUCCCGCCGGCUUCGAAUGCACACCGACUGUAACCAAAAAGAAGGCGUUCUAGUGUAUCCUUAUUAUAGAAGCACCCUGCUUUCAUUGAUCCAGGACAGUCCGGAUUUUCCUACGCUAGAACGAAAGAAAAUCCUACAAGGCACAGGAGAAGCAAUACGAGAGCUUCACAGCAAAGGCUGGAUACACAGCGAUGUAAAGCCUGAUAAUAUAUUAGUCAAUUGGACUUGCGAUGACCAGGGCAAUAAAUCAGUCACUGAUGUUGCACUAGGCGAUUUUGAUAUUGCUUACAAGUUGGAAGAUGAACAGUUUCGUCAGACCCCUUAUGCAAUAGGUAACGCGAUGUGGCGAAGCCCAGAGGGACAAACCGGAAUAGUGACCAAGGCGUCAGAUGUGUUCUCGUUUGGACUGGUGUGUAUAUACGCUCUGGGGGGCGGUGACCUCCUCCUCCUAAACGACUAUGAAGAACUCGUAAAGAGCCGCACUACCGCAGAACAGGAGAUACUAACUCGGCAUUUUUCCUAUUUCGGAACAGUACCGGAAGGGCUCUUUGAGCAGAUUAACAACGAAAAUUGGCGUCGCGCUUUGGAGGCAGCUUCAGCAGUGGCUGAUGAGGCAGUGAAGGAACAGCCUGGAUUAAGAUUCGAACACUGGGGUGCCGAGCUUGGUCCUGAGGCACAGGAUAUGAUAUCUGGAAUGACAAGCCUGGAUCCUACAACAAGAACAACAAUCGACCAAGUUGUGACGCAUCGAUGGUGGCAAGAAACCACUUAA
Colletotrichum navitas is the source of this 957-nucleotide messenger RNA. Its product is annotated as kinase-like domain-containing protein. The transcript has 4 exons. The coding region runs from base 1 to 957 and encodes 318 amino acids. Gene Ontology annotation, molecular function: ATP binding; protein serine/threonine kinase activity. Gene Ontology annotation, cellular component: nucleus; cytoplasm. Lineage: Eukaryota; Fungi; Ascomycota; Sordariomycetes; Glomerellales; Glomerellaceae. The record is from RefSeq and is a predicted model, not a curated record. Gene Ontology annotation, biological process: protein phosphorylation; intracellular signal transduction.